AUGGACCCCAAUCCAAACCCUAUUCCCAGCACAGGCACAACAUCGGCCCCCUUUUUCUCUCCCACCUCCCUCCUCUGGGCACACCAGCUCCGACGCGAACACAACAGCCUCGUCUCCCGCCUCGACGCGCUCGAAGCGGCCCUGGCAUCCUCUUCUGCUGAUGGAGUCGCAAGGGCGGGAGAGUUAAAGACAGAGCUUGACAGGAGGGUGGGGGAGGUGGGGGGUGUUGUUGGUGUGGUUAAGGAAGAGAUCGGGGUUGUUAAAGGGGAGAUUGAGACGUUGAAGGGGUGGAAGGGACUUGUUGAAGAGAGGCAGAGGGAAGCUGUGGCGAGGCGGGAGAGGGAGGAGGAGGAGUUGAGAAGGGAAAGGGAGGGGAGGGAGGAGGGGAGAGGGGAGCUUGAGAGGGGGUUAAGGGAUGUUUUGGAGGGGGUGAGGGGGCUGAAAGGGCUUGUGGAGGAGAUGAGGAGGGAGAGGGCGGAAUGGAUUGAAAGGGAGAGGGAGAGGGAGAGGGAGAGGGAGAGGGAGAGGGAAAAGGAAUUGAACACCAUACCCGUCGCAGUCCCCUAUUCCAAUCCAGACCUCAGCGACGACAACGAACCCUUCCGCUCCUCCUCUCUACCACCCAUCCCUCAUCUCCUGCCUAGCCAACAGCGCCCAAAACAUGAGGUCCCUUCCACAAUCUCCGGCACGCCCACAAUGACUCACCUCCCCAGCUCAACGCUAACCCGCAGCUCCCUGCCACCACCACAAGCACCGCCACACAACGGCUACUCCGCCAUCCUCGUCCCAGACUCCACGUCACCGGCCCCCCCCUCAUUGCAUCCAGGUCAAACCACCGCCACCACCGCCGCCUCCGCCACGAGGUUCCCAACCUCCCCUCCACGAGCAGCUUGCUCCCUCGUAACUCAGCCCCCGGGUGAAUUGGAGUACGAAAAUGCAGAAGCAGAAGAACAAGAUAACGGAGUCCCAAUUCUACGCCAGGGGCCUGGUGAAUCUCUCGAGUCGUAUUUGGAACGUGGGGAGGCGGUGCUAUCGCGAAGCCCGCGGAUUGAGGCGAAGCGGGUUGUGCUGGCGUUUUGGCGAGGGGUGGAUGAAGAGGAGGUUAAGCGGGCGUUGGGGGAGGAGUUGGAGACGUGGGGUCAGAGGUGGGAGGUUGUUAGGCGGUUCGUGGGCGAUCUGAGAGGGGAAGGCAGAGGGGAGGGGAAAGGGAAAAGGAGGAAGAGGGAUAGGGAUAGAUGUCUUGACAAGGCCGGGGGUGAAAAGGACGUGGGGGUUUGUGGGAAUGCGGCUGUUGAGGAGAAGAAGAGCAAAAAUAUGAAAAUGAGGAAGAGGAGGGCUAUUCCUGUUAUUUGGCCGGUUGACGAGGAGGGAGAAGGGUGGUUUGUUGUGCAGAAUGGGUUGACUUGA
This is a messenger RNA of Blastomyces gilchristii SLH14081, 1407 nucleotides long. RefSeq lists its product as uncharacterized. The transcript is spliced from 2 exons. Bases 1 to 1407 code for a protein of 468 amino acids. NCBI's taxonomy places the organism in Eukaryota, Fungi, Ascomycota, Eurotiomycetes, Onygenales, Ajellomycetaceae. The record is from RefSeq and is a predicted model, not a curated record.